Chenopodium quinoa (quinoa) is the source of this 1704-nucleotide messenger RNA. RefSeq names its product transcription factor bHLH113-like. Bases 599 to 1333 code for a protein of 244 amino acids. The record is from RefSeq and is a predicted model, not a curated record. Gene Ontology annotation, molecular function: protein dimerization activity; RNA polymerase II cis-regulatory region sequence-specific DNA binding; DNA-binding transcription factor activity, RNA polymerase II-specific. Gene Ontology annotation, cellular component: nucleus. The transcript is spliced from 5 exons. Gene Ontology annotation, biological process: regulation of transcription by RNA polymerase II. Lineage: Eukaryota; Viridiplantae; Streptophyta; Magnoliopsida; Caryophyllales; Amaranthaceae.
AAAUCAAGUUUUUUCUCAAAUCAGAUCGAUCAAAUUAGCUUUUAAUACCUUUAAAUUAGAAUACGAAGUUAAAUUUUGAAUAUAUUUUUUUUUCUUUGAAAAUAUGGAAUCCUUAAAAAUGUGAAGCAAAUUUCAUUUACAUUUCUUAAAAUCUUUCCACUUCCACAUGAAGUUAAAACAAACAUGUACUCAACUCACUUACUCGAUUCCACCAAAGCGGUAGAAACACAGUAACAGUGCCAUUAUCUCUUUUUUUACUGUUUUGCAUUUUCAGGUUUAGAAGCACUAAACCCAUGACUUUUCUUGGGCUUAGUUUUUUUGAUUGAUAGAUUGUGUUUUUCUUCACUCUUUGACUCCCUUAAUCCCCAUUACCCAACACUCUCCUUGGAAAUUUAAUUUACCCCUCCACCAUUUCCUCUUCUUCUUCCUUUCUUCCUUCCUUAAAAACAGAGCAAAAGAAAAAAAAAGAAAAAAACAGAGCGUUACAUUAAAUAGAAGAACCUUCCGUUUUUUACUCCUAGAAAUCUUUCCCACAUUCACUUUUUUUUUUGGGUUUUUUUUUUUUUUUAUAAAAAAUAAAAAGGGUAAAUAAUAUAGUAUGACAAUGGGUGAAAAUGGAGGAAAAGAGGGAGAAAUUCAUCUUCCAGGUGGGAGUUUUUCAAGGCUACUUUUGUCAUUAGAAGAUGUUGAAGAAAAGGGCUUUUCUGUUGAUUCCCCUGUUUCUCCUACUCUGUUUUCUUCUAAUACUCCUAAUAUGCUCUGUUUUGGUGACUUUAUUUCUAAAACUACUCCUAAAUUUUCUCUUACUACUGCCAAUACUAAUAAUCUCACUCCCUCCAACUCCAAUAAAAGAAGAAAUGAGCCGGUUAAAGAAUCUGGAAAUGGGUCUACAAAUGGUCAGAAUCAGAAAAAUGGGGUGAAGAAGAAUAAAACAGAAAUGGGCCCCAUUGUUACAUCUUCUCCUAGACAUGUAAAGGGAAAAAGAGAGAAACUUGGUGAGAGGAUUGCUGUAUUGCAGCAGCUUGUAUCUCCUUAUGGCAAGACAGACACAUCUUCGGUGUUACAUGAAGCAAUGGGGUACAUAAGGUUUCUACACGAUCAAGUGAAGGUGCUUUCUACACCUUACUUGAAGCUUUCGCCUUCGUCGUCUCAUCACUCCAAAUUUGAAAAGGGUGGACCGAGUGCAAUGGAGAUGGAUUCAAUGGAGGGUCUAAGUAGCAGAGGACUAUGCUUGGUUCCAUUGGAAUGCAUCCUCCACGUCGCAAACAACAAUGGUGCCGAUUUCUGGUCAUCUGCUACUAUAACUUCACCAGGGCCAGGCCUUGAAAUCUAGUAGUCAUCUAAGUAUAGUCCAAGUAGUAAUUACUUUGUUUUUGUGAAUUUAAGUAGCUAAAUGAAGAAGUAGUGUAAAGUUUUUGCUCAAAGGAAGAAGAAUUUUGUCUUCUUUUACCUAAUGAAGGGGGCAAGUGUUUUGGGUGCCAAGGGAUAAGAUGGUAUAGAUUGUUAAUGAACUUGGGACUUAUAGCUAGUUGAAGGGUACGUAUAUAAGAAAAUAUUUUUACAUCUGAAUAUCUAGUACGUAGUACAUUAUUUUGCAUCUCUUUGUAGUGUGGACUGUGGAGUAGUGCAACUCAAUUAGUAAAGUCUUCUUUUGAUCCUAAAACAAAGGUUCGAUACAUGCACUUUGUACACAUUAUUGAACUC